AUGAGGCCGCUGUCUGUCUCUCUGCUCUUUUUCGUCAUUCAGUUUUUGAGUCUGUCUCUCCAGCAGUUUCCUCGGCCAUGCACCACUCCAGAGGUCCUGCAGAGCAAGCAGUGCUGUCCGGUGUGGCCUCGUGACGGAUCGGUGUGCGGGGUGAGCUCGGGUCGAGGCUUCUGCCAGGAUGUCACGGUGUCCGACCUUCCCCACGGGCCGCAGUACCCCCACACCGGCGCGGACGACCGGGAACGGUGGCCUCUGGUGUUUUACAACCGAACCUGCCAGUGCGCCGGUAACUACAUGGGCUUCCACUGUGGCGAGUGCAAGUUCGGUUACUUCGGAGACAACUGCGGGGAACGGCGAGAAUCCGUGCGCAGGAACAUCUUCCAGCUGUCGGUAACAGAGAGGCAGCGGUUCAUCUCGUACCUGAACCUCGCCAAGACCAGCAUCAGCCCCGACUACGUCAUCUCGACGGGCACGUACGCGCAGAUGAACAACGGCACGAGCCCCAUGUUCGCGGACAUCAGCGUGUACGACCUGUUCGUGUGGAUGCACUACUACGUGUCCCGUAACGCGCUGCUCGGGGGUCCCGGUAACGUGUGGGUUGACAUCGACUUUGCGCACAAAUCGGCGGCUUUUCUGCCCUGGCAUCGCGUGUACCUGCUGUUCUGGGAGCAUGAGAUCCGCAAACUGACCGGAGACUUUAACUUCGCCAUCCCGUACUGGGACUGGCGUGACGCGCAGGACUGUCAGGUGUGCACUGAUGAUCUGAUGGGCGCGCGCAGCCCCCUGAACAUGCGUCUCAUCAGCCCAUCCUCGGUCUUCUCCUCGUGGAAGGUGAUCUGUUCACAGCCCGAUGACUACAACAAUCGUGAGGUGCUGUGUGACGGAUCGCCAGAGGGGCCGUUAUUGCGAAACCCCGGUAACCAUGACCACAACCGCCUCCAACGGCUACCCACCUCCACAGACAUGGAGUCAGUGCUGAGCCUAACACAGUAUGAGACAGGGUCGAUGGACCAACGGGCCAACCUGAGCUUCCGGAAUGCUCUGGAAGGUUUUGCGGAUCCAGAGACGGGAUUGGCGUUAAUGGGUCAAAGCAGGAUGCACAACUCCUUACAUGUCUUUAUGAACGGAUCCAUGUCUUCAGUGCAGGGAUCCGCCAACGACCCCAUUUUCCUACUACAUCACACAUUUAUCGACAGUAUUUUUGAGCAGUGGCUGAGGAGACAUCAGCCUCCCCGGACACAUUACCCAACAGCCAAUGCUCCAAUCGGACACAACGACGGAUAUUUUAUGGUCCCCUUCCUCCCUCUGUACAGAAACGGAGAUUAUUUUCUGUCCUCCAAAGCUCUGGGAUAUGAAUAUGUAUAUUUACUAGAUCCGAGUCAGCGGUUUGUGCAGGAGUUUUUGACUCCCUAUCUAGAGCAUGUGCAGCAGAUCUGGCAUUGGCUGUUGGGAGCAGGAAUUCUGGGAGCGCUCGUGGCAGGAAUUAUUGCAACAAUUAUCACAGUGGCCUGUCGUAAAAGCCAGAGGAGGCAAAAGGUGUCAGCAUAUGGAGAGAGACAACCACUACUGAACAGCAGUGAAGAAGAAGGCUCAGCUUCAUAUCAAACAACACUUUGA
Messenger RNA from Xyrauchen texanus (razorback sucker), 1617 nucleotides. RefSeq names its product tyrosinase-like. The transcript has 5 exons. The coding region runs from base 1 to 1617 and encodes 538 amino acids. The record is from RefSeq and is a predicted model, not a curated record. Gene Ontology annotation, biological process: pigmentation; melanin biosynthetic process. NCBI's taxonomy places the organism in Eukaryota, Metazoa, Chordata, Actinopteri, Cypriniformes, Catostomidae. Gene Ontology annotation, molecular function: tyrosinase activity.